Messenger RNA from Malus domestica (apple), 2462 nucleotides. The record is from RefSeq and is a predicted model, not a curated record. Lineage: Eukaryota; Viridiplantae; Streptophyta; Magnoliopsida; Rosales; Rosaceae.
AGAGAGAUAGAAGGGAAGAGAGUCACCUCCCAAAAUCCCCCCAUUGAAAAAAUAAAAAAACACAAAAAACUCUCAACUAUUUGUUCAUAUAUUCAUCCACUCUCUUUCUCCAUAGACAAAAGCCAAAAUUCCCCUUCCCUUUUAUCUCUAUAAAUCCUUUGAGGAAUAUCCCAUCCCACUCUCUCUGCCUUUUGAUCAAAACCCCACUUCUCUGCUCUUUCAUUUGAUCCAUUUUUUGCUGUGUUUGUCUUAAGAAAAAACGUCAAAUUCUCUGCAAAUUUGUUGACGGAUGCAGAUGAUGGGUUUUCAGGAAUCGUGGGUUGCUCCGAUAUGUUUUGAGACUUGAAGUUGUUGAUCAAUAACAUAAUUAUCGAGGUAGAUACCACGGCGUAGAUUAUCCGGUGAAUAAAAUUAGCAAGAAUGUUUGAAAAUUUAGAUUCUAAUGUAAUGUUGGAUGAUUGAGAGGAGUAAUUUAGUAAUUGUUGUACCGAUAUUUCGUAAUUUCAGCAAUUUAGAACUCCUUUGCAAAGCUUGGCCACUGUGAACUUUGGCAGUGCCAAAUGGAUGCCACUGCAAGCGGAACCCCAACUAUACAAUACCAUAACAUUCCUGACCAGCCAAUUACCACUAUUGUUGCCACUCCUGUACCAACAUUUGAAAGGCGGCAACGCCAUUGCUUCGGGACCUCCACCCCCGGAGAGUUCCCUUUAGCUGCAAACCCCUCCAUUGUCCUCCAUGUCCUUACUGCCUGCAAUUUGGAUCCUCAAGACCUUGCAAAGUUAGAGGCAACAUGUUCCUUUUUUAGGCAUCCUGCGCACUUUGCUCCUGACUUUGAAUUGUCCAUAUCGGAGCUUGCUGCUCUGGACAUGUGCCGAAAAAGAGCUAUAUUUAAGCCAAUGACAGCCGAACAGCGUCAAGAAUUGAAGCAAAGAUGUGGGGGUUCAUGGAAACUUGUCCUGAGGUUUUUGUUGGCUGGAGAGGCAUGUUACCGAAGGGAGAAAUCACAGGCAAUAGCAGGGCCUGGUCACAGCAUUGCUGUGACUUCGAAAGGAACUGUCUACUCAUUUGGCUCAAACAGCUCAGGACAGCUCGGACAUGGCACAACUGAAGAGGAAUGCCGGCCUAGGCCAAUCAGAUCUCUGCAAGGCACUCGAAUUAUUCACGCGACUACUGGGGCUGGCAGGACAAUGCUGAUCAGUGACGCUGGGAAAGUUUAUGCCUUUGGAAAGGACUCUUUUGGCGAAACUGAGUACGGGGUUCAAGGAUCAAAUCUUGUUACCACUCCACAGUUGGUUGAGUCUUUGAAAGACAUAUUUGUGGUACAAGCUGCAAUUGCAAAUUUCUUCACAGCUGUGUUGUCAAGAGAGGGCAGGGUGUAUACAUUUUCUUGGGGCAACGAUGGCAAACUUGGUCACCAAACUGAGCCAACUGAUGUUGAGCCCCAUCCUUUAUUGGGGGCACUUGAGAAUGUACCUGUGGUGCAAAUUGCAGCUGGAUACUGCUACCUUCUUGCUCUGGCUUGUCAACCUAAUGGCAUGUCAGUUUACUCUGUUGGCUGUGGCUUGGGUGGGAAGCUUGGACACGGUUCAAGAACUGAUGAGAAGCACCCCCGACUUAUUGAACAAUUUCAGGUUUUGAACCUUCAGCCAAUGGUGGUUGCUGCCGGAGCUUGGCAUGCUGCUGUGGUGGGGCAGGAUGGACGUGUCUGCACCUGGGGUUGGGGCCGUUAUGGCUGCUUGGGUCACGGGAAUGAAGAAUGUGAAUCAGUUCCCAAGGUUGUGGAAGCAUUGAGCCAGGUGAAGGCGGUGCACGUUGCUACAGGGGAUUACACAACCUUUGUGGUUUCAGAUGUCGGUGAUGUGUACUCAUUUGGUUGUGGAGAAUCAGCUAGUCUUGGACAUAGUACUGCUGCCGAUGGACAGGGAAAUAGGCAUGCAAAUGUGUUGGCACCAGAGCUAGUGACAUCGCUGAAGCAAGUGAAUGAGCGGGUUGUACAGAUCAGUCUCACCAAUUCCAUAUACUGGAACGCCCACACUUUCGCACUAACCGAAUCAGGGAAGCUAUACGCAUUUGGGGCCGGAGACAAAGGGCAACUAGGCAUUGAACUUGUUGCCAACCAGACAGAAAGGGGAAAGCCAGAGCUGGUCGAUAUUGAUCUCAGAUAGAGUUCAUCAAUAUCUUUGGUAUUCCCGGCCGCCAUAAUGCUCUAUCCUCUAAUUUAUCAUCAUAACUCAUUGCAUUUGAUGUUUGCAUUCCCAUGUCUACUGUGUACAUAGAAACAAAAAAUUGUGAAGUUUAAAGGUUAUUAGGUUAAUAGGGGCCUAAACCAGAUUGCUAAAUGGUUGUUUAUAUCUGAAAAUUUGGCUUGCUCUUAGGCUUCAGGUAGUUGUUGAUAGCAGAUGAUACAUUUAUCAAGGUUUAUUUCAUGACUCAUUUUAUCUCAAGAUUAAAUUUAUAAUUUA